GAGACACCCACUAACUGCCACCACGGAAUAUUUACCAUGACCUGCUGCCUCCGUCUAUAUUCUACAUCCUGUUCUACAACUCAAAGGAACACUUUACCCCUUUCACCAAACUAGACUCUACAUCUACCAAGUUAUGGAAUCUUAUACAAUAUCCUCAGGAACCAUCAACAUUACCCAGAAUCAAAUUUUUAAAGAGAACUGUUUCUACUAAAUUGGGAUCAACCACCAAAUUGCAUUAUCAACCACCAGGCACCAACAGAAAUAUGGGGAGACUUCUGCGGUUUGGAUUUCUAAUUUUAUUUUUUCUUCCGAAAUACUCCGCAUCGAACUUGAUUUAUCACGUGAAGGAAGAGAAAGCAAUUGGUUCAUACAUUGGGAACAUCGCUGCAGACUCCCAUUUAUCAGACAGGGUGGUCCCUGAACAUGUCCCCUUCAUCACAUUCAGUCAACUCCAACGAAGGGGCUCAAACAGCAUUAGUCAGUUAUUCAAUGUGAGCAGUAAUGGUAAACUAUUCACGGCUCAGGCGCUGGAUGCCGAAACUCUGUGUAUUUACAACAAGGAAUGUUUCAGAAUUGUUAAAGUUGCUGUGAGAAAAGCAAACAAAUUCAUGAAAAUUCUAAAAAUCAAAGUAAUUAUUCAGGACAUAAACGACCACGUUCCUCAAUUCCCUGUCAAACAAGUGAAUAUCCAAUUUUCUGAGAGAGACGGUAAAGGUUCCAAGAUAUCGGUACCAAAUGCCAUUGAUAAAGAUGUUGGAAUUCUAAACUCUCAGAUCACCUACCAACUUCGGAAUAACAACAAUCGGUUGUUUUCUCUGUCUGUCUUUAAAAGAAUUGAUGGUAGAGCUAAUUUGGCCAUUAUUUUAGAAGGGAAACUGAAUCGUGAGGAAAAGGACACCUACAUGUUACAAAUCGUUGCCAAAGACGGUGGUUCUUUACCAAUGCAAAGUGUUUUAAAUGUUCAAAUUGCAGUGAACGAUGUCAAUGACAAUCCACCAGUGUUUUCACAUCAAAUGUAUAAUGUUUCCAUUAAAAACACCCACCAGAUGUCACUGCCAGUUGUGGUAUUGGCUGCCAAGGACCUGGAUGCAGGGGAAAACAGCAAAAUUCUCUACCAUUUUAGCCCCAAAACUUCAGAUGAAGCUAAAAGUCAUUUUGAAUUGAAUAAAACUACCGGAGAGAUUUUAUUAAAAAAGAUAUUUCCCGUGGGUCAGAAGGUGGUUUAUAAAUUAUUUGUUGAUGCAACUGAUGGAGGGGAGCCUCCGCUAAGUUCAACAGCCAUUGUUUUAGUAAAUGUUAUGAACCAACAAAACAAUGCGCCCAACAUUGAAGUGGAUUUUGUGUUCACAUUGACAGAGAAUGUGGCAUCGAUCUCCGAAGACAUUGAAGCUGGGAGUUUCCUUGCUUAUGUAAUGGUCACUGAUAACGACAUGGGACUGAAUGGAGAGGUCAACUGUGAGCUACAGCAUGACAAAUUCCAGCUUCUGAAUUUUGGUUUCAAGGAAUAUAAAGUGAUUGUGAAGAAUUCAGUUGAUCGAGAGAAAGAAGACCAUUAUGAUAUUGUUAUAAAAUGCAGUGAUCGAGGCUCUCCACCGUUAAGGGCUGAAAACAGGUUCUCCAUCCGAGUGACAGAUGUGAAUGAUGUAAAACCCCAGUUUACCAAAGAUACAUUCAAGUUCCUCACCUAUGAGAAUGAAAAAUCCAAUUUUCCUGUUGGUUUUAUCAAUGCCACUGACCCCGAUCUGGAACUUGGGGGUCAGUUGACUUAUUUCCUACUGGGCACCGACACAAAUGACAUUCCUUUCCAAAUAACAAAUUAUGGAUUCAUAUCAACCAAGUCGUCUUUAGACAGGGAACAACAAGAAGUCUACAAAUUUAAGGUUUUUGUUAAAGACAAUGGAACACCACCGUUAAACAGCACAGCAAACAUUAUUGUUAAGGUGGUCGAUGAAAACGAUAAUGCCCCUUAUUUCACCUUUCCAAGUGUGGACCCUUUUAGUUUGGACUUUUAUUACCAUCCACAGAGUAAGAAUGACCUCACAGUACUGAAGGCCUCCGACAGGGACAACCAAGAAAAUGCUUUCCUUAAAUACGAAAUUAUUGGAGGCAAUGACAAACAUCUAUUUACUGUGAACCCUUAUACAGGAGUUCUUUCUUUCUCUCGGACUGUUUACCAAAACGAUGCAGGAACAUACGACCUAAAGUUUAUGGUAAAAGACAGUGGCAUGCCAUCUUUAUCAGCCGCAACAACCUUAACUCUCUCAUUAAGUGUUAGCAACACCACCUCACCAAUGUUGGCUGCAGUCCACCAACAAUCGGACAGUUUAAUCGAUGUGACCUGGGUCGUUAUCAUUGUCCCAGUGGCUGUCGUUCUAUCAGUGGUGAUUGUUAUUUCUGUCACCCUGUGUGUGAUUAGAACUCGAAACCAGAACAGAGCCUUGCAACACACGGCCAUAUCAGCCUCAAAACACCCAAGGAACGAAAUGAGGCAACUCAUCUCUCAGUCUAACAACACAGUCCCUGUGUCGUGUAACCCGGAUGACAUAAUGGGAGGCAGCUCAUUAUCGAUGCAUGGACAGCUCUAUCCAGUGGACGAAUCACGAAAUGAAUGGAAAUCAUCAUCAUUGUCCAGAUGGUCCCAGAGAACACCACAGAUGUACCAUCAGCCCAUAGCCGUCACCUCUGGUGAGGUGAGCCAACACAACACAGCAGCCACCCUCACCAACUACCUCCACGACACACUACGUACCCAGCAGCGACCCAACGAACCCGAAUGGAGUGAAGCGUGGCAGAGUGCUGGAGGUGGGGCAGUGGCCAGCAAGGAUUUUGUUCAUUCCUGAGAUGUCAACUGUGCUGCCACCUGGUGAGAGAAAUCAAUAACUAUAACAGUAACGACAUCAGCAAGACGAAAACCACUACAGCAACAACAGCAACAACAACAACAACAGCAGCAGCAAUAACAACAACAUAAACCACACUGGCCAGAUGUGAUCUAACUAGAUUCAGUUGAUUGCGGACGGAGUUGACUCAGACAUUAUUGCUGUGUCACAUGAGACAUAUAACAAGGCACACACACACACACACAUGCACAGACACAGACACAGCCACACACUGAUCACUAACUGCUAGACCAUACACACACACAAACACACACAGACAUACAGACACAUGCACAUAACACACACCCACUCUCUUACACAUACAAUUAAAUAUCAAUUACAACAACAUCAACAAUAACUAUACAUAAAAAGCUAUUUUCAAACAGAAGUUUUGCAGUGAAGUUGAUAUUUCAUUGUUGAGUUGAAAAACUUGUCUAAGCCGACGUUGGAUUGGAAAGUUGUAAAAAAAACUGUCAUAUAUUGUUCAAGCUUAGUACAGAAUAUUGUGACACACAGACACACAGACAUGCAAUGUGACUAACAGUCCCAUGUUAGUGGAAAAACUUACCUAAGCUUUGAACAAUACCUUCUUAUGUUUUGCCAGUGGAACAACCAGCUUGAGAUUGAACCUUGUAACAUAAUAUUCCACAUCAGUGGAAGAACUUGUUUAAGCUUAGAACAAACUUGUAAAAAAAAUUUCCCGUUAAUGGAAAAACUUGUUUUAAGCUUGGAACUGUAUCUUAUAAUGUACAGACCCAUAUAAGCUGAAGAACUUGUCUAAGUCCAGAACUGUAUCAUAAUGUAUACAGACUCCUGACAGUUGAAGAACCUUGUCUAAACCAUGACUGUACCAUAAUGUAUAUAGUCCCAUUUCAGUCGAAGAACUUGUCUAAGGCCAGGCUUGUAUCAUAAUGUAUACAGGGCCUUGCCAGUUGAAAAACUUGAAAUUACAUAUCAAUGUCCAUGUUUUUAAUUUGUGAAAAUAAAGGUGUGUGUUUCUUUAA
Molecule: messenger RNA, 3883 nt
Organism: Octopus sinensis (East Asian common octopus)
Lineage: Eukaryota; Metazoa; Mollusca; Cephalopoda; Octopoda; Octopodidae
Product: protocadherin gamma-A11
Exons: 4
Coding region: 264-2840 (858 amino acids)
Biological process (GO): homophilic cell-cell adhesion
Cellular component (GO): plasma membrane
Molecular function (GO): calcium ion binding
Source: RefSeq, a predicted model, not a curated record